Molecule: messenger RNA, 659 nt
Organism: Parastagonospora nodorum SN15
Lineage: Eukaryota; Fungi; Ascomycota; Dothideomycetes; Pleosporales; Phaeosphaeriaceae
Exons: 3
Coding region: 32-619 (195 amino acids)
Source: RefSeq, a predicted model, not a curated record
ACAUUUUUACUAACAUACCAUUAACACCACAAUGUCUUCCCCCUUCACCCAGCAAACACCCACAGGGCUUCUGAUUGCCACCACAAUUGGUAUUACAGGGAGCGCAUGGAUUUGUGGUUCCAAUGCCUCUCUUUCAUUAAUUGCAGUUCCCGCAAUAAUGCAGGCUCCCGCCCCACUUGCCGCAAAGCAGUGGUACACCGUCCUCAUGCGCGGCGGUAGCUUUGGUAUCCCAUUCGCACUCGGCAGUGCUCUAGCCACAGCAUAUGUUGCAUCUCAACACGCCAGAGACUCGCUGGCAUUCAAGCUCAACGUCGCAGCUACUAUCCUCCUCCCAAGCAUUGUGCCUUUUACAAUUGCCUUCAUCGCUCCGAUCAAUGACAAGCUCAUUGAGAAGAUGAACUCAAUGGCCUCCGCAUCCCUGGACGACGAGGCCGUCGAGCAGGGUGUAGCCGAGGGAGAGACCACACAUGCUUUGAUCGACAAGUGGGCGACACUUAACCUUGCGAGGGCUGUUUUCCUUGCUGCAGGUGCUCUUUGUACCACCAUUGCUGCCCUUGACAAAAGGGAGGUUGUUGGCUUCAGCAACAUUGGCCUGAGAUCAGGCGCAAACAGGAUGUAAUACAGCUGCAGCUGAAUUCUAUAGCAGAAUAUUUGCCUUC